GCAGCGAAGUUUCCGGGACUGGUGAGUAGUGGGCGAUUUAAAAACCCGCGAGUGUAGUUGUGAUCUUCGAGAAACUUGAACUUUACCUGAUUUCUGUAUGUUGUCAUCUUGUGUACGCCCGGUCCCCACGACAGUCCGGUUUGUAGAUUGCCUGAUCUGCAGUUCUUCCCGUUCCUUCAUGGAUUUGAAGGCUCUCCUUUCUUCCUUGAAUGACUUUGCAUCCCUCUCCUUUGCCGAGAGUUGGGACAAUGUUGGAUUACUGGUGGAACCAAGCCCACCACAUACUGUAAAUACGCUCUUCCUGACCAAUGACCUGACUGAGGAAGUGAUGGAGGAGGGGCUGCAAAAGAAGGCAGACCUCAUUCUCUCCUACCAUCCGCCUAUCUUCCGACCCAUGAAGCGCAUAACCUGGAACACCUGGAAGGAGCGCCUGGUGAUCCAGGCUCUGGAGAACAGAGUCGGUAUCUACUCUCCUCACACAGCCUAUGAUGCCGCACCCCAGGGCGUCAACAACUGGUUGGCUAAAGGGCUUGGAGCUUGUACCUCCAGGCCCAUACAUCCUUCCAAAGCUCCCAACUACCCUACAGAGGGAAACCACCGAGUAGAAUUCAACGUUAGCCACACCCAAGCCCUGGACAAAGUCAUGUCUGCAGUGAAAGGAAUUGAUGAUGUUUCUGUCACUUCUUUUUCUGCUAGGAUUGAUAAUGAGGAACAAACACGGAUUAGUCUGAAUUGUACUCAGAAGGCUUUGAUGCAGGUGGUAGAUUUUCUUUCUCAGAACAAACAACUUUAUCAGAAGACAGAAAUUCUGUCGCUGGAGAAGCCUUUGCUUCUACAUACUGGAAUGGGACGCUUAUGCACACUGGAUGAAUCUGUCUCCCUGGCAACCAUGAUUGAUCGAAUCAAAAGACACCUAAAACUAUCUCAUAUUCGCUUAGCCCUUGGGGUGGGGAGAACCUUAGAGUCUCAAGUCAAAGUUGUGGCCCUGUGUGCUGGUUCUGGGAGCAGCGUUCUGCAGGGUGUCAAGGCUGACCUUUACCUCACAGUGAUAUUUUCAGGAAGAACUUCAUUUCCAAGUGUCGGAUAUUUCAGGGGGUAUGUGACGACUGUAAGCUGACAACAGUAGCCAAGGUACCUGCUUUCCCAGCCUCUGCUCCAACUAUGGUUGACUAUGUGACCCCUGGACCAAUGAAUUGAGGGAAAAUAGCUGGCAGUUCUGAGAAAGAUUUUCAUCAAUUAUGUAAGAAAAACCCCUAUUUAUACCCAUCGUUUAAAGCUAUGAAAGCCAUUUUGCAACAUGAAGUAUCAAACCUAAAGAUGAAAAAUGCUGGUGGCAGAGUAAAAAGAUAGGAACAAUCUGGGUCCUUAAUGACACUGUUGAGUCACAUCAACCAUGGAACUUGCAUCUCCAUAUUUGUUUUGAUGUGAGAUACCUAAAUGUCUAUGGCUUAAACUACUAUUAUAGAAUUUUCUGUUGCUGCCUAUUGACAAUGUCAUUCUAACUAAUAUAGCACUCAAUAAAUGGUACUUAUGAUUAUAAUUAUUACUAAUACAUACACAUACACCAUCCCAGAGUUGAUUCAAGAAUCAUCUUUUUAGACAAACCACAACCUCACCCGUACAACUCCCCAGAAAUAAUAUAGCUAGUUUUACACUUAUUAAAUAAGAAUAAAGCCAGUUUCACAAUCAACAGGCAUAAAACUGUUUUUAAAAGCUAACUUCCAAAAUAUGAGUAAAAAAACUUUAUACUGCAGAGGAUUAUCCCAAGUCAGAAUGUAACAAACGUAAAUAUUAAAAAAAAAAAAAAAAA
This is a messenger RNA of Chlorocebus sabaeus (green monkey), 1810 nucleotides long. RefSeq names its product NGG1 interacting factor 3 like 1 (gene NIF3L1). Gene Ontology annotation, cellular component: cytoplasm; mitochondrion. NCBI's taxonomy places the organism in Eukaryota, Metazoa, Chordata, Mammalia, Primates, Cercopithecidae. The record is from RefSeq and is a predicted model, not a curated record.